Messenger RNA from Drosophila gunungcola (fruit fly), 9273 nucleotides. RefSeq names its product voltage-dependent calcium channel type D subunit alpha-1 (gene Ca-alpha1D). Gene Ontology annotation, molecular function: high voltage-gated calcium channel activity. The record is from RefSeq and is a predicted model, not a curated record. Gene Ontology annotation, biological process: calcium ion import across plasma membrane. Gene Ontology annotation, cellular component: membrane; voltage-gated calcium channel complex. Lineage: Eukaryota; Metazoa; Arthropoda; Insecta; Diptera; Drosophilidae.
AUUUAGAUCUAAAAUCCUCGAAUAACACCUACUGCAGAGUAACAAUAAUUGCCAAAUUUUUAAAAACCGCCGCUUUAAACUCGUCCAAAUAAAUAAUCAUUAAAAUACAACCAAAUUAAAAGUCAACCGUCGAAUUUCUACAACUAAAAGCCAUUUUCUAAACAAAAUAAAAAGCUUUCCCCGCAUUUAAGUGAGUCUGAAUAAAGUGUGCAUGUCUGUGCGGCGUCUGAGACCAAACACACCUGUUGCCGCAAUGCUUUGACCGCAUUUCCCCGGUUGGCAUUUGGCAAGCACAAUUUUCCGAGGAAAGCGCCCUUUAAAACAGCAUUUUAAACGACUGUGCAAAUCAAUAUUGUGCGUCCGAAUGAAACUUCAAAUAUGAAUACAGGAGACCGUAAGGAGCAAGCCUCGUUAACACCGCAACAGCAACAAUCGCCGCAGCAGCCAGAGCCACAGCAACCAAUUACCCGACACGAUGCCUUGGAUAGUUCUAGUGCUAACAAUAAACUGAAUAAUAAACACAAUAACGAUAAGGAUAAGGAUAAGGAUACAACAGCUAGCGAUAAGAAUUGGGAGGCGGGCAGAGAUUUAUUUCCGGCCAGUGUUGUCAUCGUCGAUGAAUCAUGCCCCUCGAAAAGCCAGUUAGAGUCGAGUGUGGUCCCGCAAAGUGGUGCCACCUCCUCAUCGCAACGCCGCCGGCAAUUGCAAUUCCAGAGACAAAAGGAGGCCAAACUUUAUGACCGCGGAGACGGGGAGCCAUCGACCUCGACCUCUGCCUCAGCCUCAGCAUCUGCCUCAACCUCCACCUCGGCCACAACCACUGUGAUGGGUGGCGGGGAGCUGGUGAACUGUAUUGCCUACGAUGACAACACCCUGGUCAUCGAGCGGAAGCCCUCGCCCACCUCCCCGUCCACCUCCCGGCGUUAUCUGAAGGCCGAAACUCCGACGCGUGGCAGUCGAAAGUAUAAUCGCAAGUCAUCAUCAUCGGCUUUGGCAUCGGCAUCGGCCAAAAGUGAUUUGGAAGUGGUCGUUGUCAAACCGGAACACCAUCGAUCGCCAACGAUAACACUGCCGGUGCCGGCGAAUCCACUGACCACUUCCGCAUCGGCGGGCACUUCGCCCACGGGAGCGGGAUUGGGAUCAGGACUGGGAACUGCCACGGGAACGGUCCUGCAACAAAGGUACAUACAACUCCAGCUGGAGCACGAAAAGAAAUACAUUUUCCAUGCAAUGCAAGAGUUUGAUUACAUGGAACAAACUCAAACUAGGCGUUCUAGGGCAUAUUGCAGUGCCCUUGAGCCGUUGGAGGAUCUAAAUCAGUCCAGUGGAACCAGUGGCACCAGUGGAACCAGGAGGCGACCCACCAGCACCGAACUCGCGCUCAGCAACGUCACCAGUCAGAUUGUGAACAACACCACCUACAAGUUAGACUUUAAGCAGCGGCGUCACAAAAGCAACAACGGUGGUGCUGAAUCAGCGGCUGGAUCGGGAUCCUUGACAGGAUUAGCCACUGGAUCGGCGACAAGUCCUGGAGCGGCAGCGGCAAGCGGCUCUUCGAGCAGCAGUAAACGUCGCAAAUCCAGUUGCACAUCCUGCGGCGGUGGUGGUAUCAGUGCCCCGCCCCCACGUUUAACGCCCGAGGAGGCGUGGCAACUGCAGCCGCAGAAUAGUGUAACCAGUGCUGGGAGCACGAAUAGUAGUUUUAGCAGCGGCGGCGGACGCGACGACGAUAGUAGUUAUAGUGCUGUCGGCGGCGACAGCAGCAGCAGUAAUAGUUGCAACUGCGAUAUUACCGGCGAUAAUAGUACACUGCAUGGCUUUGGCGUCGGAGACGUGAGUAGUUUCAUCGGUGACUGUGACGACGAUAACGAGGACGACGAACACAACGAUCUCGACAAUCCCGAUCUCAGUUCGCAAACCCUUCGCACAGCCGCCAUUGUAGCCGCCGUUGCUGCGGCUGCAAAGGAACAGGCCCAGGAGCAAUCGCUAGCCGACUGCGAGAGCUUCAGCGAUCGGCACCAGGAUGCCGAUGAGGGUGUCCGAAUUAUCCAGGACAGCGGAGGCACCAACAACAACGACUCACUCGAGGACGUCGGCGAGGUGGACGACAACGCCGACGUUGUGGUGAGAAAGAACUCGCGGAAUCGCCCCUCCAUCAGUCGGACAUGCAGGAUCACCGAGGAGGACGACGACGACGAGGAUAUCGCUAUCGGUGAUCAGGGAGAUCAGGAGCUAGACGACGAGGAGCCCGAGGGCACCACCAUAGACAUUGAUGAGCAGGAGCAGCAGCAGCAGCAGCAGCAUCAGGACCAAGACGAAUCCGCUGAGGACGAGGACGAAGACGAGGAAGACGACGACGAGGACGUCGACGAGUAUUUCGAGGAGGAGGAGGACGACACCCAGGCCUUCUCGCCAUUCUACUCCAGCUCAGCAGAGCUGAUAGACAAUUUCGGUGGCGGUGCUGGCAAGUUCUUCAACAUUAUGGACUUUGAGCGCGGAGCCUCCGGCGGCGGCGGCUUUUCCCCGAACGGCAAUGGCGGUCCUGGGAGCGGCGACAACUCCCGAGCGGCCAGAUACGAUUCCGGGGAGGGGGAUUUGGGUGGCGGCAACAACAUUAUGGGCAUCGAUUCUAUGGGCAUUGCAAACAUUCCGGAAACAAUGAACGGCACCACAAUUGGACCAAGUGGAGUUGGUGGCCAGAAAGCUGGUGCUGCUGCAAGUGCAGCCGGCCAAAAGAGGCAGCAGCGAAGGGGCAAACCGCAGCCAGAUCGACCGCAAAGAGCCCUAUUUUGCCUCAGCGUCAAGAAUCCUUUGCGAGCACUCUGCAUUCGCAUUGUGGAGUGGAAACCAUUUGAGUUCCUUAUUUUGUUAACCAUAUUUGCCAAUUGUAUUGCCUUGGCUGUUUACACGCCUUAUCCGGGCAGCGAUUCGAACGUAACGAAUCAAACUUUGGAAAAAGUUGAAUAUAUAUUCCUAGUAAUAUUCACAGCGGAAUGUGUUAUGAAAAUUUUAGCAUAUGGUUUUGUGUUACAUAAUGGUGCAUAUCUAAGAAAUGGAUGGAAUUUAUUAGAUUUUACAAUUGUAGUUAUAGGAGCGAUAAGUACAGCACUCUCCCAUUUGAUGAAGGACGCCUUCGAUGUGAAGGCCCUACGUGCCUUUCGUGUACUACGUCCACUGCGACUUGUAUCGGGUGUUCCAAGUCUCCAGGUUGUGCUGAAUUCAAUUUUAAAGGCCAUGGUGCCACUGUUUCACAUUGCACUCCUGGUCAUAUUCGUGAUCAUAAUCUACGCGAUCAUUGGCCUCGAGCUCUUCUCGGGCAAAUUGCACAAGGCGUGUCGCGAUGAGAUCACAGGUGAAUACGAGGAAAACAUCCGGCCUUGCGGAGUGGGCUAUCAGUGUCCAGCAGGCAUGAAGUGCUAUGGCGGCUGGGAUGGACCAAACGACGGCAUCACCAACUUCGACAACUUUGGCCUGGCCAUGUUGACGGUGUUCCAGUGCGUCACCCUCGAGGGCUGGACUGAUGUCCUAUACAGCAUCCAAGAUGCUAUGGGCAGCGACUGGCAGUGGAUGUACUUCAUUUCCAUGGUCAUUCUGGGCGCCUUCUUCGUGAUGAAUCUGAUUCUCGGUGUGUUGUCCGGUGAGUUCUCCAAGGAGCGUAACAAGGCCAAGAAUCGCGGUGACUUCCAGAAGCUGCGCGAAAAGCAGCAGAUCGAAGAGGACCUGCGCGGCUAUCUCGACUGGAUCACCCAAGCCGAGGACAUCGAGCCCGAUGCCGUGGGUGGUCUGAUAUCCGAUGGCAAGGGCAAACAGCCCAAUGAAAUGGACUCCACCGAGAACCUGGGCGAGGAAAUGCCCGAGGUUCAGUUGACUGAGUCGCGUUGGCGCAAAAUGAAAAAGGACUUUGAUCGGGUGAAUCGCCGAAUGCGACGAGCCUGUCGCAAGGCUGUUAAGUCCCAGGCAUUCUACUGGCUCAUCAUCGUUCUGGUGUUCCUCAAUACGGGCGUCCUGGCCACGGAGCAUUAUGGCCAACUUGAUUGGUUGGACAACUUCCAGGAGUACACCAACAUGUUCUUCAUCGGACUUUUCACCUGCGAAAUGUUAUUGAAGAUGUACAGUCUGGGCUUUCAGGGCUACUUCGUUUCGCUGUUCAAUCGCUUUGAUUGUUUCGUGGUGAUUGGCAGUAUAACAGAGACCUUGUUGACCAAUACGGGAAUGAUGCCUCCUUUGGGUGUUUCUGUGUUGCGAUGUGUCCGACUCCUAAGAGUUUUUAAAGUAACCAAGUACUGGCGAUCUCUAUCAAAUCUCGUUGCUUCCCUAUUGAACUCUAUACAAUCGAUUGCUUCGCUUUUGUUACUGCUCUUCCUGUUUAUUGUGAUAUUUGCUCUGCUGGGUAUGCAAGUCUUUGGCGGUAAAUUUAAUUUCGAUGGCAAAGAGGAGAAGUAUCGAAUGAAUUUCGACUGCUUCUGGCAAGCUCUGCUUACAGUCUUUCAAAUCAUGACUGGUGAAGAUUGGAAUGCUGUUAUGUAUGUGGGCAUCAAUGCCUAUGGCGGUGUGUCCUCCUAUGGUGCCUUGGCCUGUAUUUACUUUAUCAUUUUGUUUAUAUGCGGCAAUUACAUAUUGCUAAAUGUGUUCUUGGCCAUCGCUGUGGAUAAUUUGGCCGAUGCCGACUCGUUGUCCGAGGUGGAAAAGGAAGAGGAGCCACAUGAUGAAUCAGCUCAGAAAAAGUCUCACAGUCCCACUCCAACAAUUGAUGGCAUGGAUGAUCAUCUUAGCAUAGAUAUUGAUAUGGAGCCGCAUGAACUGGAUGACGAAGAUAAAAUGGACCAUGAAACCCUGUCCGAUGAGGAAGUCCGUGAAAUGUGCGAGGAGGAGGAAGAAGACUCCAAUUCCGAAGUAUCAGCACGUGUCACUGCACGACCCCGACGACUAUCUGAGGUCAGCAUGAAGAAGACUAAAAAGCCCAUCCCGCGAGGCAGUGCCUUUUUCAUUUUCAGUUACACGAACAGAUUCCGUGUCUUCUGCCAUUGGCUUUGCAAUCACAGCAAUUUCGGCAACAUAAUCCUGUGUUGUAUUAUGUUUUCAUCGGCCAUGUUGGCAGCAGAAAAUCCUCUGAGAGCCAACGACGAGCUGAAUAAAGUGCUCAAUAAAUUUGAUUACUUUUUCACGGCAGUUUUCACAAUAGAACUGAUUCUGAAAUUGAUUUCAUACGGUUUCGUAUUACACGACGGAGCCUUUUGCAGAUCCGCAUUUAAUCUAUUAGAUUUACUUGUGGUCUGUGUGUCAUUGAUAUCUCUUGUGUCCAGUUCGAAUGCGAUUUCAGUCGUGAAAAUUCUACGUGUGCUCCGUGUUUUAAGGCCACUCAGAGCCAUUAAUCGUGCCAAGGGUCUCAAGCAUGUUGUUCAGUGUGUCAUAGUCGCUGUUAAGACUAUCGGAAAUAUUGUGCUCGUCACAUGCCUACUGCAGUUCAUGUUUGCCGUUAUAGGAGUCCAAUUGUUUAAGGGUAAAUUUUUCAAGUGCACGGACGGUUCCAAAAUGACGCAGGAUGAAUGCUAUGGCACUUAUUUGGUCUAUGACGAUGGUGAUGUCCAUAAGCCGCGACUCAAGGAGAGGGAAUGGAGUAACAAUCGUUUCCAUUUUGACGAUGUGGCCAAGGGCAUGUUGACCCUUUUUACAGUGUCCACUUUUGAGGGUUGGCCAGGAUUGCUGUACGUUUCGAUUGAUUCGAACAUGGAAAACGGCGGACCAAUACACAACUUCCGUCCGAUUGUAGCUGCCUACUAUAUAAUCUACAUUAUUAUUAUUGCCUUCUUUAUGGUGAACAUAUUCGUCGGUUUCGUUAUUGUCACUUUCCAAAAUGAGGGUGAACAGGAAUACAAAAAUUGUGAUCUGGAUAAGAAUCAGCGUAAUUGCAUAGAGUUUGCUUUGAAAGCGAAACCUGUAAGGCGCUAUAUACCCAAGCAUGGCAUACAAUAUAAGGUCUGGUGGUUCGUCACAUCGUCGUCCUUUGAGUACACCAUAUUCAUAUUGAUUAUGAUAAACACGGUAACGCUGGCUAUGAAGUUCUACAAUCAGCCUUUGUGGUACACAGAACUUCUGGAUGCCUUGAAUAUGAUCUUUACGGCGGUGUUUGCCCUGGAGUUUGUAUUCAAACUUGCCGCAUUUCGAUUUAAGAACUAUUUUGGUGAUGCCUGGAACGUUUUCGAUUUCAUCAUUGUUUUGGGCAGUUUUAUUGACAUUGUCUACUCUGAAAUUAAGAGCAAAGACACUUCUCAAUCAGCACAAUGUGAUAUUGUCGAGGGCUGUAAGGCCCAAAAGAAAUCUGCUGGCUCAAAUCUUAUAUCCAUCAACUUCUUUCGUCUAUUUCGCGUAAUGCGACUUGUGAAGCUUCUCAGCAAAGGCGAAGGCAUUCGAACAUUACUUUGGACUUUUAUAAAAUCUUUUCAGGCACUGCCCUAUGUAGCACUGCUGAUUGUUCUUCUAUUUUUCAUCUAUGCUGUGGUGGGAAUGCAGGUUUUUGGCAAAAUUGCUCUGGAUGGUGGUAACGCCAUAACUGCCAAUAACAACUUCCAGACUUUCCAGCAGGCUGUUCUCGUACUAUUCAGAUCGGCCACCGGAGAAGCCUGGCAGGAAAUCAUGAUGUCCUGCUCGGCCCAGCCGGAUGUAAGAUGCGACAAGAACUCAGACACACCGGAUGACCCGUGCGGAUCCUCAAUAGCCUAUCCCUACUUCAUUUCUUUUUACGUUCUCUGCUCGUUUUUGAUCAUCAAUCUUUUCGUAGCUGUCAUUAUGGACAACUUUGACUAUCUGACGCGCGAUUGGUCCAUUUUGGGUCCCCAUCAUCUGGACGAAUUUAUUCGCCUUUGGAGCGAAUACGAUCCGGAUGCCAAGGGGCGCAUCAAACACUUGGAUGUGGUGACAUUGCUGAGAAAGAUAUCCCCGCCACUGGGAUUUGGCAAACUCUGUCCACAUCGAAUGGCCUGCAAGAGACUGGUUUCCAUGAACAUGCCCCUCAACUCAGAUGGAACUGUUCUGUUCAAUGCAACGCUAUUCGCCGUGGUCCGCACCUCGUUGAGCAUCAAAACGGAGGGCAAUAUCGAUGAUUGCAAUUCCGAGCUGCGAGCCACUAUCAAGCAGAUCUGGAAACGGACCAAUCCUAAGCUUCUGGAUCAGGUUGUUCCACCGCCGGGCAACGAUGACGAAGUGACCGUGGGCAAGUUCUACGCCACAUAUCUGAUCCAGGACUACUUCCGGCGGUUCAAGAAGCGCAAGGAGCAGGAGGGAAAGGAGGGUCAUCCGGACAGCAACACGGUCACUCUGCAGGCCGGACUGCGAACCCUGCACGAGGUGUCCCCGGCUCUCAAGAGGGCCAUCUCCGGCAAUCUCGAUGAGCUGGACCAGGAGCCGGAGCCCAUGCAUCGUCGCCACCAUACGCUUUUUGGGAGCGUGUGGUCGUCGAUCCGCCGGCAUGGAAACGGAACCUUCCGUCGCAGUGCCAAGGCGACGGCCUCGCAGAGCAACGGUGCCCUGGCAAUCGGCGGAUCCGCCUCGGCGGCGAUGGGCGUAGGCGGCAGUUCGCUGGUGCUGGGCAGUGCGGAUCCCGCUGGCGGGGAUUACCUGUACGACAACUUGAACCGCAGUGUGGCCGAUGGGGUGAACAACAUCACGCGGAACAUAAUGCAGGCAAGAUUGGCGGCCGCGGGAAAGCUGCAGGACGAACUGCAGGGGACCGGAAGCGGAGGGGAGCUUAGGACCUUUGGCGAGAGCAUUUCGAUGCGACCGCUGGCCAAAAACGGGGGCGGAGGAGGAGCGGCCACUGUGGCCGGAACACUGCCGCCCGAGGCCAAUGCCAUUAACUAUGACAACCGCAAUCGUGGUAUUUUAUUGCAUCCAUAUAACAAUGUCUACGCACCCAAUGGUGCUAUUCCUGGCCACGAACGCAUGAUCCAAUCGACACCAGCUAGUCCCUACGAUCAGCGUCGUUUACCAACUUCAUCUGAUAUGAACGGCCUGGCCGAAUCAUUGAUUGGAGGGGUACUCGCCGCUGAGGGAUUGGGUAAAUACUGUGACUCCGAAUUUGUGGGAACGGCUGCGCGGGAGAUGCGCGAGGCCCUGGACAUGACGCCCGAGGAAAUGAACCUGGCCGCCCACCAGAUCCUGUCGAACGAGCACUCGCUGAGCCUGAUUGGCAGUAGCAAUGGUAGCAUCUUCGGCGGAUCAGCCAGUGGCCUUGGUGGGGGUGGUGCUGGUGGGUUGGGCGGGAGCAGCAACAUUCGCAACGCUUUUGGCGGAAGCGGAAGUGGUCCGUCCUCGAUGUCGCCGCAAAAUCAGCCGUAUUCGGGCACUCUAAAUUCACCACCGAUUCCGGAUAAUCGUCUGAGACGCGUUGCCACUGUUACGACCACAAACAAUAACAAUAAGUCCCAACUUAGCCAAAACAAUUCGAGUAGUCUAAAUAGCAGAGCUAAUGCCAAUAGCCAAAUGAACAUGUCACCAACACAAUCGCCCCAAAGAGGUCAGGGGAAUCAGAACUUCUCCUCAUAGCACCCACACUUUAAGCUACACAUACAGAACGUCUUCUUGAUGGAAUUUUAGGUGUAUAUCUAGCGGAAAUCAAAGUUGCAUGGUUGAUUUAUGUAUAAUUUUUAGCGGAGAAAAAACACUUUAGUCUUAGAGUCGGGAAUUGUUAUAUUUGAAUUGUUCGCAAGCGAGAACCAAACAAAUGAAACUUGUAUAACUUGUAUGAUAGAAAUCAGAUAAUUGUAAUUGUAUAAAAAUAAUAAUGUUUUUGCCUUUUUGAGAAAUCUAUCGUGGGCAAUCGUCCUCUAACGAGCCACAAACCAAAAAACCAAACUGAACAAAAUAAGAAAAAAUGUAUAUUUUUGGAAAACAAAGAAAAAACCAACCUAAACUGAUAAUGUUUAACUUGUAAUUAGAACUACGAAUCAAAACCGAAAAAGAUAAAAUAAUAGCACACCAAUAUAAUUGACUAGGUAAUAAUCACCAAAACUUGAAAAAAAUAUUUAUACAUUAACAUUGAACAUUACAUUAUUGAGCGACAGUGUAAUUACCUAUUUCGAUUUAGACGCAUUUUAUUUUUUAAGUAUUUAAUAAAUGAACAAUCUAUAAUAAAUAGAAUUGUUUACUAUAUAUGUAGCAGACAUAUAAAUGUAAUAGCAUAAUUUCAAAAUGAAUGAGAGACCCUUUAAAAAAUUAAUGUAAACUGAAUUUUAAUUGUUAUGAUUGAAUUUUUACAAUAAAAACCAGAAAAAUGUG